Molecule: messenger RNA, 2972 nt
Organism: Tympanuchus pallidicinctus (lesser prairie-chicken)
Lineage: Eukaryota; Metazoa; Chordata; Aves; Galliformes; Phasianidae
Gene: STAT2
Product: signal transducer and activator of transcription 2
Exons: 23
Coding region: 96-2825 (909 amino acids)
Biological process (GO): type I interferon-mediated signaling pathway; regulation of transcription by RNA polymerase II; response to peptide hormone
Molecular function (GO): RNA polymerase II cis-regulatory region sequence-specific DNA binding; DNA-binding transcription factor activity, RNA polymerase II-specific
Source: RefSeq, a predicted model, not a curated record
GGGACGGGACCUGGACCGAGCCGGGAGUCGGGAGCGGGGAGCCGAGUCCAGCCGGAGGGGUCCCAGCAGCACGCCCUGCCCCCCCGCCCCCCAGCAUGGCGCAGUGGCAGGAGGUGCAGCAGUUGCCCCCCACCCACCUGGAGCGCGUUCACCAACUGUACACCAACGCCGCGCUGCCCAUGACCGUCCGGCAGAGCCUGGCGGACUGGAUCGAGGACCAAGACUGGCAGCAGGCGGCCGAGCCCUUUUCGUCCCACGCGCGGAUGCUGUUCCAUUCGCUGCUGACGCUGCUGGGGGAGCAGCUGGGCAGCCUGGGGCCGGGGGAUGAGGACUUCAUGCUGAAGCACAACCUGCGCAAGGCGCGCAUCGACCUGCAGGCUGCCUUCGAGGAGCACCCCGAGAACUUUGCCAACCUGGUGGCCAAUCUGCUGCAGGAGGAGCGGUGCGUCCUGCGGAGGGCGCAGGCGAAGGGGCAGGCGGAGACCCCCCCGGCACCCAGCACGGCCCCACAGAGCAGCCAGGAGCAGGAGAUCCAGCAGCGCCUGGCUGAAUUCCGCACCGCCCUGCAGGAAGCUGAGCGUGCAUUCCGACACAUGGAGGACCUCCAGGACACCUUUGACUUUAGCUAUAAGAUGUACUGCAUGCCGGGCCAGGACCACUCCCACGACCCGGAGUACGCGCAGCACAUCCAAGCACUCCAGGCCAAGCUGCAGUCCCUGGACCGGCAGCGGCGGGAGGUGGUGGCACAGAUUCAGCAGCUGCUGGGGCGCAGCGAGACCCUGCGGGACUUCCUGCAGCAGGAACUGAGCGCGUGGCGUGAGAGGCAGCAGCGCAGCUGCCUGGGAGCCCCCGCUGAUACCUGCCUGCUGCAGCUGCAGGGCUGGUUCACGGCGCUGGGCGAGGGGCUCUUCCAGCUGCUGCAGCUGCUGCGGGCAGCGGGAGAGCUGCGGCAAAAGGUGACCUACGAGCAGGACCCACUGCAGUCAGAGCUGCCGCUGCUGGAGAAGCGGCUGCAGGAGCAGCUCACCUGCCUGCUGCAGAGUGCCUUCGUGGUGGAGCAGCAGCCCUGCAUGCCCAACACCCCCAAGCGCCCGCUGGUGCUGCGCACAGCCAACAAGUUCUGCACGCGCGCCCGCCUGCUGGUCCGCCUGCAUGACCGCAACCACCGCAUGGAGGCCAACAUCCACAUCGACAGGGACCCGCCGAAGACGCGAGGCUUCCGCAAAUUCAACAUUCUGACCUCGAGCAGCAAAACCGUCCUGGUUGGGGACAGCCCCCGGGAGGGGCUGGUCUGCGACUUCCAGUACCUCACGCUGAAGGAACAGAAGGGCGGAGGAUCAGGCAAAGGCAGCAGAGGCACCAAUGAGGGUCCUCUGGCUGUGACUGAGGAGCUUCACCUCAUCACCUUCACGCUGGCGUAUGCAUACUGCGGGCUGGAGCUGAAGCUGGAGACCUCCACACUGCCCUUCGUCAUCAUCUCCAACAACAACCAGCUCUCCAGCGCCUGGGCCUCCGUGCUCUGGUUCAACAUGCUGAGCCCCAACCCCAAGGACCAGCAGUUCUUCUCCACACCACCCCCAGCCCCGUGGCCCCGGCUGGCGGAGGUGCUGAGCUGGCAGUUCCAGAGCACAACUGAGCGUGGCCUGAGCCGGGAGCACCUGCACAUGUUGGCUGAGAAGCUCUUCGGCUCAAAGCCAUCUCCGGAGAGCGCCUUGCCCUGGACCAAGUUCUCCAAGGACGGUGCUGCAGGUUUCUCCUUCUGGGCCUGGCUGGACGGGAUCCUGGCGCUGCUGCACGACCACCUGAAGCAGCUCUGGAAGGACGGGCUCAUCCUGGGCUUCGUGAGCCGCAAACAGGAAAAGAAACUGCUGAAGGUGAAGCGGUCGGGGACGUUCCUGAUUCGGUUCAGCGAGAGCACGCUGGGGGGGGUCACCUGCACCUGGGUGGAGCACCCUGAGAGCGGACCCCCCGCCUUCCGUGCUGUCGUCCCCUACACCGCAGCCGAGCUGGCAUCACUGGCGCUGCCCGACAUCAUCCGCGAUUACCAGCUGCUGGCAGAGGAGAACAUCCCCGAGAACCCGCUGCUCUUCCUCUACCCUGACAUCGCCCGUGACGAAGCCUUCGGGCCCUACUACAGCCAACGGCACGAGGGGAUCCUGACCAAGAAGAAGGAAUACCUGAACCAGCGCCUCAUCCGCGUAUCCUCCAGGCAGCCCCACGAGACGUGGCAGACGCAGGAGGAGUUGGUGGUGGCCACGGAGGACCUGGAGACGCUGCAGUUGAAGGGCGGUGGGCAAGAGCCUGUGAGCCCAGGGACGCUGCUGGGGGGGAGCUGGACCCCCGGGACACCUCAGGCCGUGAGCCCGGGGCUGCAGCAGGUGGUGGCCGCAGUCCCGGUGCUGCCAUCCCUGCAGCCACUGGGAUCAGGGGGUUUGGCGGUGCUGCAGACAGGGAUGGGGGACCUGGGGCCGCCCGUUGUGCUGCAGCUGCUGCCGGCGGUGCCCGGGGGGCAGGGGGUGCGGCCCGCGGAGGGCAACGCCGUAGGGCCGCUGCUGGGGAGCGGUGCUGCAGAGCUGCUGUUGGACGACGGCGCCCUGGGGCUGCAGCCGUCGGGGCUGGGGGAGCUGGAGGGGCUGCCGCUGCAGGAGCCGGCGCUGGAGGCUGUGGAGCUGCUGCCCGCCCUGGACGACGGCGCCGCGCUCCUGGACUCCAGCGACCCCUUCCUGCCGCAGCCCGAGGACGCGGCCCUGCCCGCCGCCGCUUCCCUCUUCACCGCGGACGGCGAUUUCCCACCGCUCCACAUCGACGCCAGCGACUUCCAGUGACCCCUCCCGGCCCCUCGUGUAAAUAAACCCCUUCCUCCCCAUCAGCCCGCGGUGCUGUUAGGGCGGCCCCGGUGCGGCGUUGUAGCAGAGAGCGGCUCCUCGUUGCCCGGCCCUUUAUUAGAAACCCAUAAAUACCCCGUAUAAAUA